This is a messenger RNA of Pyrus x bretschneideri (Chinese white pear), 1457 nucleotides long. RefSeq names its product 3-hydroxyisobutyryl-CoA hydrolase-like protein 2, mitochondrial. The record is from RefSeq and is a predicted model, not a curated record. Gene Ontology annotation, biological process: L-valine catabolic process. NCBI's taxonomy places the organism in Eukaryota, Viridiplantae, Streptophyta, Magnoliopsida, Rosales, Rosaceae. Gene Ontology annotation, molecular function: 3-hydroxyisobutyryl-CoA hydrolase activity.
GAGACUGGAGACUGAUUGAGAGAGCGCUGAAAGAAUAGCAGAGAGAGAUGCAUAGAGCAAAAGCCAUUGAAGCUCUGAGGAGGUGUGCGGCUCAGAGAGGAAGAAGCAGCUCUCUCUCUCAUCGCAGAGCCUUUUCUGCCCAACCAAGCUAUGCCCAAUACGACGACGUCCAGGACCUGGUUACGGUGGAGGGAAGAGCCAAAUCGAGAGCGGCAAUUCUCAACAGGCCAUCUGCACUCAAUGCUCUCAACAGUUCCAUGGCAGCUCGACUGAAGAGACUCUAUGAAUCGUGGGAGGAUAACCCGGACAUUGGAUUUGUCUUGAUGAAGGGUAGUGGGAGGGCUUUCUGCGCCGGUGCAGAUGCUGUUAGCCUUUAUCAACUAGUGAAUGAAGGGAAUCUUGAUGAAUGUAAAAAGUUUUUCGAGACAUUGUAUAAGUUUGUGUAUAUUCAAGGAACGUACUUGAAGCCACACGUAGCUAUCAUGGAUGGUAUCACCAUGGGAGCUGGGGCUGGAAUUUCAAUCCCAGGAAUGUUUCGCGUGGUGACUGAUAAGACUAUAUUUUCCAAUCCAGAGGCCCAGAUAGGUUUCCAUCCUGAUGCAGGGGCUUCCUUUUAUCUGUCUCGUCUACCUGGCUACCUAGGAGAAUACUUGGCUCUUACAGGAGACAAGCUUAAUGGUGUGGAGAUGGUUGCCUGUCGCCUUGCUACGCACUAUGCGUUAAAUGCGAGACUUGCUAUGGUUGAAGAACGCCUUGGAAAUUUAGUUACAGAUGAACCUUCUGUAAUAGAAACAGCUCUUGCACAAUAUGGUGACCUUGUUUAUCUAGACAGGAGGAGUAUACUUUCUAAGCUCGACGUUAUUGAUAGAUGUUUCAGCCAUGACACAAUUGAGGAAAUUACUGAUGCUUUGGAGAAGGAAGCUGCUGACUCUUAUGAUGAAUGGUGCAAAACAGUCCUCAAGAAAAUAAAAGAAGCCUCCCCUUUGAGUUUGAUAGUUUCAUUACGAUCGAUACGCGAGGGUAGAUUUCAAUCUCUGGAUCAGUGUCUGGCUCGUGAAUAUCGUAUAUCUCUUGCUGCAAUUUCCAACCGGGUCUCUAGUGACUUCUCUGAGGGCGUUCGAGCAAGAUUGGUAGACAAGGACUUCGCGCCCAAGUGGAACCCCCCUAGUUUCAAAGAUGUUUCCAAAGACAUGGUUGAUUGCUAUUUCUCACCGCUUCCUGAAGUUGAGCCGGAGCUGAAGCUGCCUACAGCAUUGCGAGAGCCAUUUAUGCAAGAGACGGAUUCACCCAAAAAAUGAUUCGGAGCUCAUGCAACGCCUGUUUCGUCGAGAGUAGUUAAGAGUUCGUUUGUAAUAGAGUUGUAUCAUCUGAAGGUAGAGGCUUUUAGUUGCUAAUGGCUUCUGGAGGACUUUGUUAUUUUUUGUUGGUCAAAGAAUGAAUAUAAAGCUUUGUCUUCA